Sorex fumeus (smoky shrew) is the source of this 3110-nucleotide messenger RNA. It is a transcript of the gene NEFL, whose product is annotated as neurofilament light chain. The record is from RefSeq and is a predicted model, not a curated record. NCBI's taxonomy places the organism in Eukaryota, Metazoa, Chordata, Mammalia, Eulipotyphla, Soricidae. The transcript is spliced from 4 exons. Gene Ontology annotation, molecular function: structural constituent of postsynaptic intermediate filament cytoskeleton. Gene Ontology annotation, cellular component: intermediate filament; cytoplasm; postsynaptic intermediate filament cytoskeleton. The coding region runs from base 181 to 1809 and encodes 542 amino acids. Gene Ontology annotation, biological process: neurofilament bundle assembly.
ACCGGCCCGGUGCGCGGUGAUCGAUCGCGGCCUGCGUCAGAAUGCUCCCCGCGUAUAAAUAGAGGCGGCAGGACGGCGCCGAGCCGCACACAGCCAUCCAUCCUCCCUCCUCCUCUCCCUCUCUCCCCUGCUCUUCCUUCUCUCCAGGCCCCUGCAGCCAGAGGGACGCCGAUCGCCACCAUGAGUUCCUUCAGCUACGAGCCGUACUACUCGACCACCUACAAGCGGCGCUACGUGGAGUCGCCCCGGGUGCACAUCUCCAGCGUGCGCAGCGGCUACAGCACCGCGCGCUCCGCGUACUCCAGCUACUCGGCGCCGGUCUCCUCCUCCCUGUCGGUGCGCCGCAGCUACUCGUCCAGCUCCGGCUCUCUGAUGCCCAGCCUGGAAAACCUCGACCUGAGCCAGGUAGCGGCCAUCAGCAACGACCUGAAGUCGAUCCGCACGCAGGAGAAGGCGCAGCUGCAAGACCUCAACGACCGCUUCGCCUGCUUCAUCGAGCGCGUGCACGAGCUGGAGCAGCAGAACAAGGUCUUGGAAGCGGAGCUGCUGGUGCUGCGCCAGAAGCACUCGGAACCGUCCCGCUUCCGGGCGCUGUACGAGCAGGAGAUCCGCGACCUGCGCCUGGCGGCCGAAGACGCCACCAACGAGAAGCAGGCGCUGCAGGGCGAGCGCGAGGGGCUGGAGGAGACCCUGCGGAACCUGCAGGCGCGCUACGAAGAGGAGGUGCUGAGCCGCGAGGACGCCGAGGGCCGGCUGAUGGAGGCGCGCAAAGGGGCCGACGAGGCCGCGCUCGCCCGCGCCGAGCUCGAGAAGCGCAUCGACAGCCUGAUGGACGAGAUCGCCUUCCUGAAGAAAGUGCACGAAGAGGAGAUCGCCGAGCUGCAGGCGCAGAUCCAGUACGCGCAGAUCUCCGUGGAGAUGGAUGUCUCCUCCAAGCCCGACCUCUCGGCCGCGCUCAAGGACAUCCGCGCCCAGUACGAGAAACUAGCGGCCAAGAACAUGCAGAACGCCGAAGAGUGGUUCAAGAGCCGCUUCACGGUGCUCACCGAGAGCGCUGCCAAGAACACGGACGCGGUGCGCGCCGCCAAGGACGAGGUGUCCGAGAGCCGCCGCCUGCUCAAGGCCAAAACCCUGGAGAUCGAAGCCUGCCGGGGCAUGAACGAAGCGCUGGAGAAGCAGUUGCAGGAACUGGAGGACAAACAGAAUGCUGACAUUAGUGCCAUGCAGGACACAAUCAACAAAUUAGAAAAUGAAUUGAGGACCACAAAGAGUGAAAUGGCCCGGUACCUAAAAGAAUACCAAGACCUUCUCAAUGUGAAGAUGGCGUUGGAUAUUGAGAUUGCAGCUUACAGGAAACUCUUGGAAGGUGAAGAGACACGACUAAGUUUCACCAGCGUGGGAAGCAUAACUAGCGGCUACUCUCAGAGCUCCCAGGUCUUUGGCAGGUCUGCCUUUAGUGGCUUGCAAACCAGCUCCUACCUGAUGUCCACCCGCUCCUUCCCAUCCUACUACACCAGCCAUGUUCAGGAGGAACAGAUUGAGGUGGAGGAGACUAUCGAAGCCACGAAAGCUGAGGAAGCCAAAGAUGAACCCCCUUCUGAAGGAGAAGCUGAAGAAGAGAAGGAGAAGGAAGAGGCUGAAGAGGAGGAAGGAGCAGAGGAGGAAGACGCUGCCAAGGAAGAAUCUGAAGAUGCAAAGGAGGAAGAAGAAGGAGGCGAAGGUGAAGAAGAAGAAACCAAAGAAGCUGAGGAAGAAGAAAAGAAAGAAGAAGGUGCUGGAGAGGAACAGGCAACGAAGAAGAAAGAUUGAGUCCCCUUUUCUUAACUCUUCCAAGAAUAAUUCUCCCCAAAUCCAGUCAACCCAUCACCAACCAACCAGUUGAGUUCCAGAUACUAUAUGAAUUAAGAAGUCAAUAUAUGUUUAUUUCUGAGAUGACUUAGAUUGGACAUUAAGUGUUGUGCUAUGACUUUUCUCCUUAUGCAGAGUACCUGUUUGCUUGCAGAGUGGCUUCCUGGCUUGCUGCCAGUAUGUGCAUGGUCCACGCUUAUGAGUUCAGGAUCUAUGGCAAUUUGAAUAAUUCAAAUGUUUACAAUAAAAAGGAUCACAUGAACAAAUGAGUUUGCUAAUGUUCCUGUUAAACACUAUGGAUAAAAUAGUCCUUUGAUUCUUUGGUGGUUAGAGAUUAAAGACCUCGAAUUAUGUGCAAUAAUAGUAAAUAAAGUUAUACUGAAUGACACGUCUUGCUGUGAUUGUUGACUUACUUAAAAUGUCCUAAGAAGGUACCAAUAUAAACCAUGUAUCAGUGGACUAUUGACCUCAGAAUUUUUUAAAUCAAAAAUUUUAUAGCAAUUUUUUAUACUGCACUUCUCUCAUGGUAAUUCCCAGGGCUAAAUUUAAGUCAUUAGCAUUCAUGAACUCUUUUUCCAAUCCCAAAUGUUCCUACUAACAAAUGAGUGAAGGAGAGUUUUUAGAGGUACCUUUUGUUUCAUAACUAGAAAAUAAUUUGCCCCAUAAAAUAUACUAGAUUGUGGAGGAAGAGUUUGUUGGAUGCAAUUCUGAAUUAUGUAAUAGAUAUAUCCUUGACAGUAAAUAGGUAAUCACAAUACAAAUAUGUAAUAGUAAAUGCAGUGUGGAUAAGAAUAUGAAAUCUACUCAUCCAUAAUUAUAAUGACAUUUUAAUGUUCUCUAAAUAUCAUUAGCAGAGGUUGAAACCCCAGCAAUGUUAUAAUCAGAGGGAACAUUUUUUUUAAAUCAGUGAAUAAUUUGGGAUAGAAAUAGUAAGAAUAGAAAUAGGCUUAUUUGCCAUUGGAAACACGUUGCCUGUAAUCCUGAGCUCAUGAUUGAGUGUGUGGUUAGCUUAAUUCUAUUGCCUCAAAUAAACAGCAGUUAAUGACAUCUGUUUUUAAACCUUUUAAAAACUACAGAUACAGAUAAUGAAAUUGUUAUCAGUCACUAACAGGGGGGAGAUUACCUAUUUGUAUGUUACAUUGCCAUUGCUCUGCAUGUCUUUAUGGAAAAUAUUUGGAUUUCACUGAUAAUUCUAACUGGUUGGACAUUGCAUCAACUACACACCCUGUCUGUCCUUCCUGUUCACUGUAAAGUUAUGAAAG